AUGGAUCCUAAUGAGACUGCGGAGGAAUCGAGUACUCAGGCGAGUAGUUCGCAGGCCACUAGUCCGCAUCAGCGACAUGCAGAGGCUUCUUCAGCAUCAAGGCCACCGCUGGCCGUACUCCGUCCAAGAGCCCCUUCCGCGUCUUCAGCGAGCAGAGCCCGACGACCAAGCAUUCGCCUCACCCGCCUUCCUUCUACUUCCUCAUUAAAUGUCCUUGAUUCACAAGUUAAUCAAGCCAGUCGCCCACUCGAUAUCAGAUCUCCUGUGCAGGAAGAAGAUGAAUCUUGGCAAGGAAAUCGACGGCGCAGUAACUCCGAACCACGACCAAGCCGAUAUUCUGCUCCUAUCGCAGUCCCCCCUGCACAGGAUGGCCCACGAGUGGCGAAUCCCAUCCAAAUGAGUGUUUUGUCAGAGGAAUCAAGCAAUCCAAACCUGCCACCCUCUGAUCAAGCUCCUGAUGGGUCCGCUCCCACUCUUCAGCCUAAUCCGCGCCGCGGCAUGCUUCGGCGAACCAGCCAAGCAGCGCUAGGACGAUUUACACGAAAUCGCGCAAGCACUGUAAGCGGACCACCAGUCGCUCUUACUGCUCAAAAUGGGCAGCCAUCAAAUGAAAUUGGUUCUCAUGUUGUCGACGUGCUGGACGUGAUUGACCCUGAAGUCUCUGCUCUCUCGACACUCAACAAUGUUCAAAAUUCACUUUUUGUGCCCAACCUGGGUAAUUGGAUUAACCGUAUGCCUACAUAUGCUCUCACGCGGCCACAAUCAGACGAGGAACAAGGUAGUUCGACGGAUGAGGGUGAGGCUGGGAGGGAAGACAAUAGACCUGAGCUUCAAGAGCGGCCAGCCCUGGAUCAAAGGCUCAGCAAUAUCUCGAGUCUGUCACAAGUCGUGACAGAUGGCCCUCGCUACGCAGUUUUGCCCGAUGGUCAAGAGUUGCAAGGAUGGACUCGAGAAGAACUUGCUGAACUGAAUGACCACGUUCGACACAUGCUUCACUCACGUCGAUCCAAGUUCAAGCGGACGAUGCGUGGAUUUGGAAAAUAUGUUCGAAAACCACUGGGCUUCCUUGUUACUCUCUACGCCACUUUGAUUACCCUAUUCGGCCUUGCAUGGGUGCUCUUUUUGAUUGGUUGGAUCAACGUUGCUGGCAAGCAAUCUUAUCUGAUUAAUGUCAUCGACAACGUUCUAGUCGCGUUGUUUGCCAUCAUGGGUGAUGGACUAGCCCCCUUCAGGGCUGUGGACACGUACCAUAUGGCCUACAUCGCCCACUAUUCAUUCAAAACUUGGAAAAUUCGUCAAAGUCGGCAGCUUCCCGACCUCAAAGAUAAAAAUGACAUUCCCGAACAGCGAGUUGACGGUGAUGAUGAUAUCGAGGUCGAAAAAGAGAUAGCAGGAGAGGAAUUUGAGUACUCAGUUCUUAGCCCUGAAGAACAAUCGAAACUGCAGCACCACCAGGCCAAGUUUGCCAAGUCACACACUUUCUACAAACCACAUGAGACUUUUACCCAUCACGCCUUUCCACUUCGCAUGCUCGUUGCCAUUGUGGUCAUCCUCGAUUGUCAUUCCCUGCUUCAGAUGGCUCUUGGUGCCUGCACUUGGAGUAUGGAACCACCGAAAUACCGACCAUUUGCCCUUACCACCGUCAUCCUCUGUUGCUCAAUCACCUGUAAUAUCACAGGUGGUAUUCUGAUCAUGAUCGGUGACCGUAUGGCACGAAAGACGGACGUCGUGGAACGGAUCGCCCGGCAACAGCUGACUGCAGAGGCCAUGCACAAGAUGGAGAAAAGAAAGCUCAAGGAAGAACGCCGAAGUUUGCAGCUUGAACGUCCAGAAACUCACCCUAGCACUUGA
Penicillium taxi is the source of this 1851-nucleotide messenger RNA. RefSeq names its product DUF2985 domain-containing protein. The record is from RefSeq and is a predicted model, not a curated record. Lineage: Eukaryota; Fungi; Ascomycota; Eurotiomycetes; Eurotiales; Aspergillaceae. The coding region runs from base 1 to 1851 and encodes 616 amino acids. The transcript is spliced from 3 exons.